AUGGCAGAGGAGGCCCCAAAGAAGACAAGGCUAGAGAGACGCGCUGCUCCCCAGGAUGACUUGGGCCUCCAGGACAGCGUGUUCUCCUCCGAAAGCGACAACAGCCUGUACUUCACCUACAGUGGCCAGCCCAACACCUUGGAAGUCCGAGAUCUCAGCUACCAGGUGGAUACGGCCUCCCAGGUACCUUGGUUUAAGCAGCUGGCUCACUUCAAGAUGCCCUGGACGUCUCACAAGGACUCCUGUGAGCAGGGCAUUCAAAACCUGAGCUUCAAAAUGAGGAGUGGACAGAUGCUGGCUGUCAUAGGGAGCUCAGGUUGUGGGAGAGCCUCUUUGCUGGAUGUGAUCACUGGGCGAGGCCCUGGAGGCAAGAUUAAGUCAGGCCAAAUCUGGAUCAAUGGGCAGCCCAGCACAGCGCAGCUGGUGAGGAAGUGUGUGGCCCACGUGCGCCAGCAUGACCAGCUGCUCCCCAACCUGACCGUCCGGGAGACCUUGGCUUUCGUUGCCCAGCUGCGUCUGCCCAGAAACUUCUCCCAGGCCCAGCGCGACAAAAGGGUGGACGAUGUGAUCGCGGAGCUGCGGCUGCGGCAAUGCGCCAACACGCGCGUGGGCAACAUCUAUGUGCGGGGCGUGUCGGGGGGCGAGCGGCGCAGAGUCAGCAUCGGAGUGCAGCUGCUGUGGAACCCAGGAAUCCUUAUCCUGGAUGAACCCACCUCUGGGCUCGACAGUUUCACGGCCCACAACCUGGUGAAAACACUGUCUAGGCUGGCCAGAGGCAACAGACUAGUGCUCAUCUCCAUCCACCAGCCGCGCUCCGAUAUCUUCGGGCUGUUCGAUUUGGUCCUCCUGAUGACGUCUGGAACCACCAUCUACCUGGGGGCAGCCCAGCACAUGGUUCAGUAUUUCACCGCAGUCGGCCACCCCUGUCCCCGGUACAGCAACCCUGCUGACUACUAUGUGGACUUGACCAGCAUUGACAGACGAAGCAAAGAACAGGAAGUGGCCACCAGGGAGAAGGCUCGGUCCCUUGCGGUGUUGUUUAAAGAAAAAGUGCGUGGCUUUGAUGACUUUCUAUGGACAGCGGAGUCAAGGAAGCAGGGUGUGGACAUUUGUGUACAGAGCCCGGCUCCUGACACCAACCUAUUCCAGGCUCCCCUUAAGCUGCCCGGCCCCCUACAGCAGUUUGCCAUACUGAUACGUCGUCAGAUUUCCAACGACUUCCGAGACCUGCCAACCCUCCUCAUCCACGGGGCGGAGGCCUGCCUGAUGUCCCUGAUCAUAGGGUUCCUCUACUACGGCCACGGGGCUGUCCAGCUCUCCUUGACGGACACGGCAGCCCUCUUGUUCAUGAUCGGAGCUCUUGUCCCUUUCAACGUGAUCCUGGAUGUCAUCUCCAAAUGUCACUCAGAGAGGGCACUGCUCUACUAUGAACUAGAAGAUGGGCUGUACACGGCGGGGCCGUAUUUCUUUGCCAAGAUCCUGGGAGAGUUUCCUGAGCACUGUGUCUACAUCAUCAUCUAUGGAAUGCCCAUCUACUGGCUGGCCAACCUGCGCCCAGGCCUCGAGCCCUUCCUGCUGCACUUCCUGCUGGUGUGGCUGGUGGUCUUCUGCUGCCGGGUCAUGGCCCUGGCCGCCGCUGCCCUGCUCCCCACUUUUCACAUGUCCUCCUUCUUCGGCAACGCUCUCUACAACUCCUUCUACCUCACCGGGGGCUUCAUGAUAAGCUUGGACAAUCUGUGGACAGUGCCUGCGUUGAUUUCCAAGGUGUCCUUCCUCCGAUGGUGUUUUGAAGGGCUGAUGAAGAUCCAGUUUGGUGGGCACGCUUAUUACAUGGAAGCUGGCAACAUCACCAUCCGUAUCCCGGGAGACCUGAUCCUCAAUUCCAUGGGCCUGAACUCUUAUCCGCUCUACGCCAUCUACUUGUUCGUCAUUGGCAUCAGUUGUGGCUUCGUGAUCCUGUACUAUCUGUCCUUAAGGUUCAUCAAACAGAAAUCAAGUCAGGACUGGUGA
Messenger RNA from Budorcas taxicolor (takin), 2010 nucleotides. It is a transcript of the gene ABCG8, whose product is annotated as ATP binding cassette subfamily G member 8. Lineage: Eukaryota; Metazoa; Chordata; Mammalia; Artiodactyla; Bovidae. Gene Ontology annotation, biological process: cholesterol homeostasis. The transcript has 13 exons. Gene Ontology annotation, molecular function: ABC-type transporter activity; ATP binding; ATP hydrolysis activity. The record is from RefSeq and is a predicted model, not a curated record. The coding region runs from base 1 to 2010 and encodes 669 amino acids. Gene Ontology annotation, cellular component: plasma membrane.